Molecule: messenger RNA, 1817 nt
Organism: Caretta caretta (loggerhead turtle)
Lineage: Eukaryota; Metazoa; Chordata; Testudines; Cheloniidae
Gene: ARSB
Product: arylsulfatase B
Molecular function (GO): sulfuric ester hydrolase activity
Source: RefSeq, a predicted model, not a curated record
CGCCGCCGGCCAGUUCCUGGUUGAGCGGCAGGGAAGGCGGGCAGCAUGCUGAGGCGGCCGGGGCCCGGGCUGGGCUCAGCGCGGCUCUCGCUGCUUCUGUGCUGGCUGCGCCUCUGCCUGGCCGGCAGCGCGGCGGCCCCGCACCUGGUGGUGGUGCUGGCCGAUGACCUGGGCUGGCACGACGUGGGCUGGCACGACUCCCUCAUCCGCACCCCGCAGCUGGAUGCGCUGGGGGCGGGCGGGGUGCGGCUGGAGCGCUACUACACGCAGCCCCUGUGCACCCCGUCCCGCAGCCAGUUGCUCACCGGCAGGUACCAGAUCCAUACAGGUUUACAACACCAAAUAAUUUGGCCUUGCCAGCCCAGCUGUGUCCCAUUGAAUGAGAAACUCCUGCCUGAACUGCUGAAGGAAGCAGGAUAUGUUACCCACAUGGUAGGGAAGUGGCAUCUAGGCAUGUACAAAAAAGAGUGCCUCCCAAUCCACAGAGGAUUUGAUACUUACUUUGGUUAUCUUCUGGGAAGUGAAGAUUAUUAUUCCCAUGAACGUUGUGUAUUCAUCAGUGCAAAGAAUGCAACACGCUGUGCUCUUGAUUUUCGAGAUGGAGAAGAAGUUGCAGUUGGAUUUGGAAACAUGUAUUCCACUAAUGUAUUUACGAAAAGAGCUGUAGAUCUUAUAGCCAGCCAUAAAACUGAGAAGCCUCUCUUUCUCUAUCUUGCUCUCCAAUCUGUCCAUGAGCCCCUUCAGGUCCCUGGGGAAUACGUGAAACCAUACGCUUUCAUCAAAGAUGAGAAGAGACGUCAUUAUGCAGGAAUGGUAUCCAUUAUGGAUGAAGCUGUAGGAAAUGUCACUGCAGCCCUGAAGAGAUAUGGGCUUUGGGACAACACAGUUCUCAUCUUCUCUACUGAUAACGGAGGACAGACUUUGGGAGGUGGAAAUAACUGGCCUCUAAGAGGAAGAAAGUGGACGCUCUGGGAAGGAGGAGUGAGAGGAGUAGGAUUUGUUGCAAGUCCUUUACUGAAACAGAGGGGAGUAGAAAGUCAUGAACUGAUCCACAUCUCUGACUGGCUGCCGACUCUAGUAAAUCUUGCUGGGGGACAUAUAAACAGCACUAAGCCUCUGGAUGGCUUUGAUGUGUGGAAGACUAUCAGUGAAGGAAGCCCUUCUCCGAGAAAGGAGCUGCUUCAUAACAUAGAUCCUAUGUUUGUGGACACUUCUCCAUGUCCUGGUAUUGACAACAGGACAUCUUCACCACAGGAUAAUUCUUUUCCAUGGGACGAUUCAAUCUUCAAUAUAUCCAUACAUGCUGCAAUUCGACAUGGAAAGUGGAAACUACUAACUGGGUAUCCAGGCUGCAGCCACUGGUUCCCACCACCACCUUUGUUCAGUGAAUCAAAGAUUCUAUCAUCUGACCCACCAACAAAGAAACUUUGGCUUUUUGAUGUUGUUAAAGAUGCUGAGGAGAGAAACGACUUGUCUGAAAAAUAUCCUGGCGUUGUGAAAAAACUGCUCUCCCGGCUGCAGUACUACUAUAAACACUCUGUGCCUGUGUUCUACCCUGACGAUGACCCCCGUUGUGACCCAGGAGAAACUGGAGCCUGGGGGCCUUGGAUGUAGACUACUACAUUUGCAACCUGAAAAUUGCGGACUCAGGGUUCUAGUCAUAUAUUUUGACCUCAUUUCUUUUACCCUUUUAACUGUGAUUUCAUCCCUGGGGUUAUUCAAAUCUGCUGCUUCUUAAGCAGUAUUGGGGAUCUAAUGUCACCCCCUGAUUGUACUAGAAACACAGUUAAAAUCAUAAAUCUCUCAUUUUCGUGUUC